AUGGUGCUGAAAAGAAGUGUACAAACAGAAUGGUGGCAAUGUAUCACAGUGGCACUUCACCUUCCAUCCAGGAUCACGUAUUACAAUCACUCAAGGAUCCAAUUGGUAAGGUGCGGUGUGAUUGCAACAAAUGCCCUUGGAAUGGGGGUAGACAUAAAGGGUUUACACCAUGUUAUAAACUAUGGUCCUCCCCCAGACCUAGAAUCAUAUGUUCAAGAAAUGGGAAGAGCUGGUAGAGAUGGUGCAUAUUCAGAGGCAGCAUUACUCUUUCAUGGAAGACAACUUCGCAAGUGUAAACCAGAGAUGCUAGAAUACACAAAGUCAAAGUCCUGCAGAAGAAGGCAAAUUCUUGAUUUUUUUAAAGUUACAAGUCAAGAAAGAAGAAUAGAGAAGAAACAUUUAUGCUGUGAUGUCUGUGCUCAAGAUUGUGCUUGUGGACAAGACUGUCCACAAAAUGUGGGAACUAUGGUCUCCAAAAUGACUCUUCCAGCAGCUGAUGAUGCUCCAAGGGGCAGAAGUGUAAGUGAAAGUGAUAGAAGAGCCCUAAAGGGUCUAUUAGAGGAGUGUCAGGAAAGCAUGCGUCAGGCAGUGUUACAAUCAAGUCAGCAUUGUUUUUAUUCAAACAUUGACCAAAUCACUGGCUUUACUGACCGCAUAAUUGAAGAUACAACCUCAAAGUGUGAUUUUUUGUUUAGUGUUGAUGAUAUUAUUGAACAAAUUCCAGUUUUAAGUGUACAGCAUGCAUUCAAAGUGUAUGAUUGUCUUUGUGAGGUGUUUACAGACCUACAACAAGAAAGUCUGGAGCAGUAG
Molecule: messenger RNA, 810 nt
Organism: Porites lobata
Lineage: Eukaryota; Metazoa; Cnidaria; Anthozoa; Scleractinia; Poritidae
Source: the annotation of a GenBank genome assembly